GUUGCCCUCUAGUGUCUGUGGCGCUGUAGCAGUUGUGCUUCCGCCAGCCAACUCAUCUUGGAGCAGUGCUCUGAGGCUAUAGCUACAAUGAUAUUUAUACUUCUUUUAAUUUAUUGUACGUCCUUAGGUACCGCUUUUGAGAUGAGGUCUAUUUAUUGUUCAAUAUCUGACAGCUGCCACUGUGACUUCAAACCAGACAUAAAAGGUUUAGAGUGGGACCUUUACAAAAACCUUUAUGGUCAACAUAUGGCCCAGGAUAUUGUCUCGGAAGCAGUGGUGAAUUUUUUACAGAAUGAAAACCCUGACAGACCAUUAGUGCUGUCUUUCCACGGAGCAUCUGGGACUGGAAAAAGUCUGGUCAGCUCUAUGAUAGGACGACACAUCUACGGCACAGCUAUGGGCAGCCCAUACAUCCAUCAGUUUAUUCCCACCUUACACUUUCCUUCGGCUGACAGGGUGCAACAGUACAGGUCAGAUCUAAAACGCUGGGUCGAGGGAAACCUCACAGCUUGUGCUCGCUCAAUCUUCAUCUUCGAUGAGAUGGAGAAAAUGCCUCCUGAUGUGAUCGAUGUUUUAGAACCACAUUUAGGCCCCUUUCAUGUUCUGUUCCAGACAAACUACCGUAAAGCGAUUUAUAUAUUUAUCAGUACUGUAGGUCAGGAGGUAAUUAACAAAGUUGCGCUGGAGAGCCGUCAGACAGGUAGAGAUCGAGAGGACAUUCUCCCGAAAGAGCUGGAUGACAGUAUUGCUGAUGCGGUGUACAACAACAAGAACAGUGGGUUCUACCACUCCAGAAUAAUUACAGAAAAGCUUAUCACUCGCUUUGUGCCUUUCCUCCCCUUGCUGCGGCGCCACGUGGAGCGCUGUGCCCAGCGGGAGCUCUGCCAGCGUGGGGAGUGUCAGCGGGCAGAUGUGGCAUCAUCAGUAGGGGGCGCCAUGACUUACACACCAAAUGACAGCCAAUACUUCUCCAGCACUGGCUGCAAAUUAGUCCCUGCUAAAGUUAACCUUUUCCUUUGAGGGUCAAAGUGAAAUCCCUUAAGAAUCUUAACAGCAAUUCAGAGCACAGAGCCCUUGAAGAUGGAGCUACAGAGUAAAGUCACCUGCAUUUGGGGACAUUCUCUUAUUUGUAUGUUUCAUAUGGAUGAGUUCUGAUGAAGAGUGAGCAGAGUUUGAUAAAUAACUCUGGUUAGCUCUGGUUUUGCCAUUUUUAAUCAAGCAUGGAUUAAGCCUGUUGCUAGUUAAUAAAAGGACAGAUUCAGAGAGCUGGCCUCAGUUCUCAAGGCCACUGAAACAGCCUAAAACACACUAAGUUUCAGUGUGCAGUUAACUACAAAUCAAGUGCUCUCAGAACUUUAAUGAUUGUUUAUCUCAUCAUGGGAUAUUCAUUUAACAAUGGAACUAAGUGCUGUAUUUCUUAUGCUGACCACAGGGUGGCAGCAGUGCCUACUUGAAGCAAGGUGUUUUUUUUGUUGUUCCACAAUAUCAUUGUAGUUGUUUUUUUUUCUUUCAUUUUUAAAAAUCAUAUUAAAUAUGUAGAUAAUGUAUUAUAGCUUUCUUUUAGUAUUUAAACAGUUAACCAGAUAAAUUCAAAAGUUUUUGUAGCUCUUUCAGUACAAUCUUACAAUGUUAAUAAGAAUGUCUGAAAGUCAGUUCACCCAAAAUUCUGUCAUCAUUUGAAGAGUACAGAUGCGAAAGCUUCUAAGUGCCGUUUGAUAUUUUCUUCUAAAAUGAGCAUUUUUAUCAGGCUCCUAUGCGUAGGUUCAGUAAUUGCAUUUUAAUGGCAAUAAAUAGGUUCUGUUCAUUGCAAUUAAAGUGAAAUAACUGAACAUAAACAUAGGGCCUGAGAAAAAUGCUAAUUUUAGAAGAAAAUUUCAGAUGGCACUUAGAGGCUUUUGCAUCUAACUCUUCAUUUACACACCCUCAUGUCAUUCCAGACCUAUAAGACUUACCCUCUUCUGUGGGAUAUAAAAAACAAGAUAUUUUGCUAAGUGCCUCAGUGAUUAAUCAUGAUUAAUCACAUCCAAAAUAAAAGUUUUGUUUACAUAA
Molecule: messenger RNA, 2049 nt
Organism: Cyprinus carpio (common carp)
Lineage: Eukaryota; Metazoa; Chordata; Actinopteri; Cypriniformes; Cyprinidae
Product: torsin family 2, member A
Cellular component (GO): nuclear envelope; endoplasmic reticulum; endoplasmic reticulum lumen
Molecular function (GO): ATP hydrolysis activity; ATP binding
Source: RefSeq, a predicted model, not a curated record